Messenger RNA from Hippocampus zosterae (dwarf seahorse), 3125 nucleotides. RefSeq names its product fibroleukin-like. Lineage: Eukaryota; Metazoa; Chordata; Actinopteri; Syngnathiformes; Syngnathidae. The record is from RefSeq and is a predicted model, not a curated record.
GGCACUGAAAGCAGCGCCAGUUCCCCUGCACACUCUCAUCCCUGCAGGUUGCGCUCACACACACACUCACACACACUCACGCAGAUCUGACUCCGCUGGAUUGCACCCGCUUUUUUCCCCCGUCGUUUCACAGCUUUUUUUUUUUUUUUCUCGUCGCAACUUAAAACCAAAAAAUGAGGACUCUUCUGCUUUCCGCCGCUUUCCUUCUGCUGUCGCCGGGCACCUGCCGCGCAGCGGCGGACUUCCCCGGUACUUCCCACCAGAAGUGGGACGCGAGAGUAGCCUACACUUCGGGGGCGGAUUCCGGCGCCUCCGGUUCCUGCGCCGUCAAGCUGAGACCCGCCGGCCAAUGCGGGGGCUCCGGAGCCGGGGCGGAGGAGGGCGAGGAGUGCCCGUACCAGGUGACCCUGCCUCCUCUCACCGUUCAACUGCCGAAGCAGUUCCGGCUUUUGGAGAAGGCGAUGAAGGAGCUGCAGAGCCUGAAGGAAGUGGUGAACAAGCUGAAGAGCAGCUGCCGGGAGUGCGGCGGCGGGCGGGGAAGCGGAGUCUACGGGAGCCAGCAGGCGGACCAGGGACAGACCAGGGAUGUGGCGGGACUGAAUCCGAGUGGACAGGACGUGCAAAGCGGGGCCAGUCAAGAAGAGAGGGACAACGGGAUGGUAUCCGGAGCUAACGUUGAAGGCGCCGGUGGAGGACACGGACAUCACUUUGGGAAAAUCCCGCCCGGUCCGAGCAGUAUGCAGGAGAUGCAGGUGAAGCUGAACAGGAUGUCGGUGAGCCUGCGCAACGCCCGCAACCAAAUCUCCAACUUGCAAGGUCGCAUGGAGGGCCUCAACCUGCUCAACAUGGACAACGUGCAGUCCAUGGUGGACAGACGAGUGGAGAACAUCACCGGGGUGGUCAACAAGCUGAGCUCCACUUGCACCUCCCAAUGCGCCGUCCAAACCACGCCGCAAUUCAUCUUGGCCCCUCGGGACUGUUCCGACUACAACGUGCUGGAGACGAGGAAGAAUGGGGUGUAUCGCAUCACCCCCGACCCCCGCAACGGAACGUUCGAGGCCUAUUGUGACAUGGAGUCCUUCGGCGGCGGCUGGACGGUGAUACAACAGCGACUCGAUGGGUCCGUCAGCUUCAACCGCACUUGGAACGAAUACAAGAAGGGCUUCGGGAACCUCAGAGGUGAAUUCUGGCUGGGUAACGACCACAUCCACCUGCUGACAAAAGCCAAAGACAUGAUGGCUCGCAUCGAGCUGGAGGAUUUCGAGGGCGUGCGGGAGUACGCCAAGUACGACCAGUUCUACGUGGCCAACGACUUCCUGCGCUACAGGCUGUCCAUCAGCGGCUACAGCGGGACGGCCGGGAACGCCAUCAGCUUCAACAAGCACUUCAACCACGACCAAAAGUUCUUCUCCACCCCGGACCGCGACAACGACAUGUACCCCUCGGGAAACUGCGGCGCCUACUACAGCUCCGGUUGGUGGUUUGACGCCUGCAUGUCGGCCAACCUCAACGGCAAGUACUACCACAAAAGGUACAAGGGGGUCAGGAACGGGAUCUUCUGGGGGACGUGGCACAACAUGUCGACGGAGUACUACCCGACCAACUACAGGCAGGCCUUCAAAACGGUCAAGAUGAUGAUACGGCCCAAGAAUUACGUUCCGUAACGGGAACGGGGAACGAAUGAUGGAAAAAAAAAAUGGACAGACAGAAGUAGUACCGGAAACUUACUUACACAUGUCAAUAAACACGAACCUGUUGGGCAAUUUGAAAACAGUCCAAAGUAGGGAUGCACCGAUAUCAAUGUCAUAUGUGUGCACUCGUAAAAAAAAUUGUAAUAAUAAUAAAAUGGUCCGAUACUAUGACAUCAAGAGCACAUCGCCAGCCUGCUAGUUGUUGAUCUGGCAAUCAAUGAGUUCCUCCAUUUAGGUCGAAGCUCCCUGGUGGAUGCCACCAGUAUUGCAUCUCAAAGAUUAGGCUACGCACGAGAAAGUACACGCAACUCCGGAGUCAAAAUGCAAAUGGUUUCGUGAAUCGAUGAUUCCUCUGAUUCUAAAGCCAAUUUAAAACAACUUGACCCUCACAGAGUCCAAAGUAAAAGACACGUAAACAAGCGUCCGUGUGGUAUCCGCAUCUAGAAAAGUGGUAUCGGUGCAUCCCUUGUCCUGAACAAAAAUUCAAAUAAGAGUUCUUUCAUUUCUCCACUGUGGCGAAUAUAGCCGUCUAAAUGUUGAAUUAAAAUGACAAUAAACGACAAUGGACUGUGAACAAAGACCGACGGUGUAAAAGCUAGCCUCCUGCGGGGGCCAUCCUAUUAAAUGGGGUGUUACUAUGGAUGAUAUAUUUUUUUUUCUCCACUUGUUCUCUGUCAAUAAUCCACUUCCUGUCCUGCUGCAUCGUUCUAUUAAACCAGAUUAGACUCGGCUCAGCCACAGAAGUAGUUAAAACGAGUGAGCUGUCAUUUUUUUUUCUCCACUACUCCGCUUUCAUAAGUAACAACAGGCAUUCGAGUGAGUUAUACAAGAGCAGGAUAGUCCCGUUUUGGAGAAUGUCGAACUGGUGACAGGCAGAGGUACACAAGUAAUAGCCGCCCAAUUGUUCUUUUUUUUAUUUUUUUAAUACAACUCACUCGGCGCAUAUUACCCACAAUACCAAGCAUAUUUGUGUUUUAUUAAUGACACAAAACAAUAACACCACUACUGGAACAACAGAAAGAGUCAUUAUUUUUUUUAAAAUCACUACUUGUAUAAUACUGCCACCUACCGCCAGAUCACUGUAUUGCAUCAUUUUAUUCCCCCUAACACACUGUGAAUGAGCAGAAUGCAGGAAAGAUUUGUUUCCAUAUUAAGGACGUGUACAGUAUUUAUUUUUUAUUUUAUGAAAUUUGAUAGACUUUAUAUGUCCGGGAGUCAUAGAAAAAAACAAGGUCUGAUAAGAAUGAUGAUGUUUAUAUUUCAGCAAUGAAGGAGACAUUGUUGUGGCCAUUCGUCGUAUAUUAAUGAGUGAGUGGAAAGAAAGCUUGGCGUGUGUGUACAAUAUAUUUUCUAUCAUUCAUAGUCAUUGUCAUCCCAAAGGAUAUGCACUUUUGAUAUUUAAAACAAAAUAAAGUUCAAUUUCAAUGGCUGUAA